Messenger RNA from Musa acuminata subsp. malaccensis (wild Malaysian banana), 2707 nucleotides. The record is from RefSeq and is a predicted model, not a curated record. Lineage: Eukaryota; Viridiplantae; Streptophyta; Magnoliopsida; Zingiberales; Musaceae.
AUGGCAUCUCAGCUUCAUAAAACUUUGUUUUGUGCCACUUUGCUGCUGCUGCUGCUAUUGCUUCCCCGUGUUCCUCUUGUCAAAGCUUCACUCGGAUCCCAAGGGAGCGCGUUGCUCCACUGGAAAGCCACUCUUAGGAGUCGUCAAUCACUGAGAUCUUGGAACCUCAAUUCUAGUCCUUGCAAUUGGACCGGAGUUACAUGCAACCCCGUCACAGGCAGAGGGCGUUCGGUGAUCACCGAGAUAUCACUACCGAGCAUGGGCUUGGCAGGGCUACUUGAUUCUCUUGACUUCUCGACAUUGGGAUCGCUCCUGCGUCUCAAUCUCUCAUAUAAUCAGCUCGGUGAGGUAAUUCCUCCGGCCAUCUCGACUCUCUCCAUGCUAGUAUCUCUUGAUCUCACUAGCAAUCAGUUCACAAGCAAAAUCCCAAUUGAGAUGAGCUCCAUGAAAGAUAUUCAGUUCUUGAGUCUUAGCCAGAAUCAAAUGGUUGGCGCUAUACCCCCAUCUCUGAGCAACCUCACCGGUCUUGUAUACUUGGACCUAGACAAUAAUAAGUUUGUGGGUGCCAUUCCUAAGGAGUUAGGGAGGCUCCACGAGUUGAUGUAUCUGGAUCUUGGGGCCAAUAGCCUAUUUGGUUCAAUCCCUUUUGGUCUAGGAAAUUUGACGAAGCUCUACCACUUGGGUCUUUACCAAAAUCAGUUAACUGGAGUCAUACCUCGAGAAUUGGAAAAUCUAGUUAAUCUCAUUUACUUAUCAGUCGCCAAUAAUAAUCUAACAGGUGGAGUUCUUUCUUCAUUUGGAAACUUAACCAAGCUACAAUCAUUUGUCCUAUGGAGAAAUAAGCUCUCAGGUCCUAUUCCUUUUGAGAUUGGAAACCUCGUUGAGGUUACCGAUCUCGACUUCUCAGAAAACCUAUUAACAAGUUCAAUUCCUUCCUCUAUAGGAAACAUGACCAAACUCAGAGAGCUAAGUGUAUUCAAUAAUCAGUUGUCUGGACUUUUGCCUAUGGAGAUCAACAACAUUAUUGGACUGACUUAUCUCCAAUUGGGAAAUAAUAACUUCGUCGGUCAUGUACCCCCAAACGUAUGCAAAGGUGGAACCCUAAAGCACCUCAGUCUUCAUACGAACAACUUCCAAGGUCUCAUUUCUACGACCUUGAAAAAUUGUACAGGAUUAGUGAGGGUGCGUCUUGAGCAUAACCAAUUCACCGGGGAUGUAUCUCAAUAUCUGGGAGUGUAUCCCCAUCUUUCUUAUAUGGAUUUGAGCUUCAAUCGACUCUCCGGUACACUCUCACCAGACUGGGCAAAAUGGCACAAUCUGACACUCUUCAGAAUCUCAAAUAACAAUAUCACCGGAGUCAUACCCACCGAGUUUGGGCAGUUGACGAAACUGCGAGAGCUGGACCUCUCUUCCAACGACCUCCAGGGAGAGAUCCCAAAUAGCUUCGGCAGCUUAACCCUUCUCUAUAAUCUGAGCUUGAGCAACAACCAACUCGUCGGCCAUGUGCCUCUGGAGAUUGGAAUGCUGUCCAAUCUUGAACUGCUUGAUCUCUCAUCCAACAACUUGGCAGGAAGAAUCCCAGAUCAAUUAGGCGACUGCAUGAAACUCCGAUCGUUGAUGCUUAACAACAACAACUUCAGUGGAACCAUUCCAUUGGCCAUUGGUAAUCUGGUGGUCCUUCAAGACACCUUUGACGUCAGCCACAACUCACUAACAGGGGAGAUUCCAUCCCAACUCAGCAAAUUGGUGAUGCUGCAAAGCCUGAAUCUAUCGCAUAAUUCCUUGUCGGGUCAUCUUCCAUCUUCGCUAACGUAUAUGACGAGCUUGUCUACCGUAGAUGUAUCCUACAAUGAACUGGACGGCCCUGUUCCUGAUAGCCCAGCUUUCCGAAGAGCCCCAGCGGAAUGGUUUGCCCAUAACAUUGAUCUAUGUGGAGUUGUUCGAGGAUUGCCUCCAUGUGUUUCACCCGGUACUCCAACAAGGAUUGCCUCCAUGGUUGUAAUAACCAUCAUUGCUUCCGUUGUCUUCUUCCUUCUCUUGUUUAUAUCCAUUGCAGCUGCUUUACGAUUCCACAAGAGAAAGAAGCCGCCAGUACCUGUUGAUAAUAAUCACGUGAAAGAAGGUGCAUUCUGUAUAUUGAAUUUUGUUGGAAGAGAUGUUUACAAGGGCAUCAUCGAAGCCACCGAAGAUUUCGAUGCCAAAUACUGUAUCGGAAGCGGUGCAUACGGCAGUGUCUACAGAGCAGAGUUAGCAAGUGGGGAACUGCUAGCGGUGAAGAAGAUUCACCUACCAGACACUGAAGGUACAUGCGACGAGCAACCCUUUCAAACUGAGAUACAAGCUCUUACUCAAAUUCGACAUCGCAAUAUCGUCAAGCUUUACGGGUUCUACUCCUCUCCCCGACGCAAAUUUCUGGUGUACGAGUACAUGGAGAGAGGAAGUCUGGGAUCUGUCCUCCGAAGCGAGAUUGCAGCUGAAUUGGACUGGGUGAAGAGGUUGAGCAUCGUUAAGGAUGUUGCUCGUGCUCUGUUCUACAUGCAUCAUGACUGCACACCGCCUAUCGUUCAUCGAGAUAUUACCAGCAACAACAUCCUACUUGAUUCCGAAUUCAAGGCUUGUGUUUCCGACUUUGGAAUUGCUCGACUACUGAAGCCGGAUUCAUCAAAUUGGACCAUGCUUGCAGGCACACGGGGUUACCUAGCACCAG